AUGCAUAUUGCAUCACCUUGGCCUAUUGUAGCUGAUGAGGCAACUAUAAAAAAUAGCCAAGAAUGUCGUUCAAAAAUAAUUGCCGAAAAAGCUGCAUGGGAAUUUUGGAAAUCUUUACCAGAAGAAUCACGAUUUCAAUUAACUGUAUUAAAUCCAUCAUUUGUCGUUGGUCCAGUGCUUUCAGAUCAGAAACAUGGAAGUGCCAAAAUUAUUAAGCGAAUGAUGGAUUAUCAUACUUUUCCAGCGGCACCAAAAGUUUCACUUGGUAUGGUUGACGUACGUGAUGUUGCACGUGCACACAUACGUGCAAUGGAAUGCAUAAAUUGUAAUGGUGAACGAAUUCUGAUUACAGCAACACCAUCAGUUUGGUUUUCACAAUUAACCCAUUGGCUUCAUGAAGAGUUCAAAGGUCAAGGUUUUCAAAUUUCACGUGUAAAAACGCCAAAUUGGUUAGCAAAAUUAUAUGCUAAGGUGACACGUGACCCACAUUUUGAAGCAGUGAAAUAUCGUUUAGGACCAAAAUUACAUUUUGAUAAUACAAAGUCACGACAACUUCUUCAAAUGGAAUAUAUGCCAAUCAAGAAAUCUGUAAUUGAUAUGGUUUACAGUAUGCUGGAUUAUGGUAUGAUUGUUAGAAAGAAAAAUUUGGAGAAAACGAAAAAUGGUGAUUGCAAAAUUGUCAAUUAUGCAAAUAUUGAUGCAAAUGGGGGAAGCAAAAUUCAUUGA
This is a messenger RNA of Loa loa (African eye worm), 726 nucleotides long. RefSeq lists its product as hypothetical. Gene Ontology annotation, molecular function: oxidoreductase activity, acting on the CH-OH group of donors, NAD or NADP as acceptor. The transcript is spliced from 6 exons. The coding region runs from base 1 to 726 and encodes 241 amino acids. The record is from RefSeq and is a predicted model, not a curated record. NCBI's taxonomy places the organism in Eukaryota, Metazoa, Nematoda, Chromadorea, Rhabditida, Onchocercidae.